AGAAUACACCAUCCAUCUCACAGUAGACAUUUGCCAUUCACUGUGACCGGAUCCACUGUUCAUCAACCUCAACAUCAGCCACAAAGACACGCUACGUACUCAUCCACUGAAGAAUGAACGUAUUCUGGUUCAGAGUAACUCAGAACGGCGAGACUAUCCCGUUCAAAGCAAUUUCACAUAUGAGGAGAAUAAUUUCUACGUGCUAUCUCUCGCCAGUAGUCUCGCUAUAGGAGAAGCCACUCUGGAAAUGAAAAUAUUACUAUCCUCUCGGAGACGGACUAGUGGGAUUCUACAGGAGUUCGUAUCGAGAUUCGAGCGGUGAAACGAAAUGGAUCGCAACUACUCACUUUGAGCCGACCGACGCCCGAAAGGCUUUUCCGUGUUUCGACGAGCCGGCAAUGAAAGCGAAUUUUACGAUAUCGAUAACGCAUUCUAGCGAGUUGAACGCCCACUCUAACAUGCCGGUGAGAGAUGAAGUGUCAGAUGAAGAAGAUGGAUCGACGGUCACCACGUUUUUUGAGACGUCCGUGAAGAUGAGUACUUACCUCGUGGCUUUUUAGUGGUGUCCGACUUAAAUGUAUCACCAGGAAAUCUGACACAGUCUUUCAAGUGAACGUCAGUGUAUGUUCCAACCCUGACGUUCUGAACAACACUCACUAUGCCCUCGAGAAGGCUUCUGAGAUCCUCAAAUUUUACGAGUCCUACUUUGGCAUCCCCUACCCCCUCCCAAAGCAAGACUUGUUUGCUAUUCCGACUUUGCCGCUGGAGCCAUGGAGAACUGGGGACUCAUCACAUACAGAGAGACGGCUCUGCUCUACGACCCGGCAGUCAACCCUGAGACCAGUAAACAGAGGGUGGCCGUUGUCAUCGCUCACGAACUGGCUCAUCAGUGGUUUGUUCACCACAUUUUAUUCAAUUACACAAAACAAAAUGAUUAAUAGACCACAUACACCACUCCUAUAAUGUCUUUCUCACGAUUUCUUCUCUCCUCUCUUUCUCCCUUCCUCCCACUCCCUCUUUCCGCUCUCCCUCUCAGUGGUUUGGGAACCUGGUGACGAUGGAGUGGUGGGAUGGUCCUUUGGUUGAACGAAGGAUUUGCUACUUUCACUGAAUACAUUGGAACUGAUGCAACUGAACCUUCCUUUCCAUAUGCUGGAUGAGUUUCUGACUUCCGACUUGUUCCCGGCGUUCUCAGCCGACGGAGUGAAUGACAGUCACCCCAUCGUAGAGACCGUCUCCAACCCUAAUGAGAUCAACGAACUCUUUGACUCCAUUUCAUACAGCAAGGGGGGUCUGUGCGUGUAGAAUGAUCCGGAAUGUUCUGACAACCAGAUAAUGUUUCACACAGGGAUCAGUCAUACUGGAACAAGUCAAAGUUGGUAUCACGCCAAGACACACAACUAUGGGACGCACUACAAACCGUGUUGAUGAGCCGGAUCUGAAUGUGACGGAGAUAAUGACACACAUGGACACUCCAGAUGGGAGACCCGUUCUACAUGUCGACACAGAGUCAGGACAGGUCACGCAAGAGAGGUUCUUCAUCCUGAAACCAAACGGAACUGUUGCUCCUUCUCCUAUGACUAUGUGUGGUUGGUACCAUUCAACUACAUCACUGAGAAGAACAGCUCCGACAAGUUUGUGGAGGAAGCUUCAGAUCAUUAGAGACAAAGAAGUGAAGCUGAGUUUCCCAGCCAACUCGGGGUUCAUAAAGGUCAACAUCAACCAGACUGGAUUCUACCGGGUGAACUACGACCUCUCUAAUUGGUAUGACAUCAUCGCUCAUCUCCGCAGCAACCCAAACUCAGAGGUUUUAAGUCCAGAGACCGAGCUGGUCUACUAGAGGAUGCAUUUGGGCUCUCCAGUGCUGGUCUACUGGACACGCGAGUGGCUCUGAACCUGUCUCAGUACAUCAGAGAUGAGACUGAGUAUGUUCCCUGUCUCACUGGCCUCUCCCAGCUGACCUCUCUGGGAAAUAGACUCAGUCUCACUCCUGUCUAUGGAUUAUUCCAGGAGUUUGUGAGAAAUCUGACGUCAGAUUUUGCUGAGAUAUACACCUUCAACAGAACCAACCUCACCCACAUACAGAUUUUCAUGAGGACUUCAGUACUGAACACAGCCUGGGCCAAUGGUAAUGAUGAUGUCAUCGACACUGCCACUCAACUCUUCCAGAACUGGAUGAGAUUCAACCAGACGGUGGAUGCGGACCUGAAGUCGGUGGUGUACCCAGUAGGAAUAGCCUACGGAGGAGAGGAGGAGUGGGAGUUUGUCUGGGACCAGUACCUCUCCUCCUCUGAUCCCUAUGAGAAGAGGCUCUUCCUCAGUGCCCUCGGCAUGUCCCGCAUUCCAUGGCUACUCAGUCGCUACCUGGAGUAUUCCAUAGACCCCAGUAAAGUCCGCACACAAGACACCACAACUGUCAUUGCCUACGUGUCAGGCAACGUCUACGGUCGAUAUCUAUCGUGGAACUUUGUCAGGAACAACUGGAGUCUGUUCUUGGAGCGGUAUGGUGGAGGUUCUUUUAGCUUCUCGCGACUGAUAAAGUACGUGACUGGAAGUUUCACAACAGAGCUGGAGCUGAAAGAGGUGGAGAGGUUCUUUAGUGAGCAGGGGGACCAAGGGAGUGGGGCUCGGGCAGUCAGACAGGCCCUGGAGGUGAUACAACGGAACAUUCUCUGGCUGGAGACCAACCAAAACCUCAUCCAAAACUGUCUUUCUGACACUCAGUCUUGUUUCUCUUCCUCUCUCUCAUGAUGACUAUGUAAUGUGUAUUUAUGAUCUCGCUAGCUUAUGAGUCAGAAUACUCAUGUUGGAUAAGAGCUCAUUUCCGCUGCCUAUAGUCGUGUAGUGCACUUGCCCAGCAAGCAAGAGGUGGUGGGUUAAAAUCCACUGGUAGCUAGAGCUGAUUUUUCUUCCUUUCUUGCGUGAUCGCUGAUAAAUGGA
This is a messenger RNA of Geodia barretti, 2940 nucleotides long. Lineage: Eukaryota; Metazoa; Porifera; Demospongiae; Tetractinellida; Geodiidae. The record is from the annotation of a GenBank genome assembly.